GGAUGUUGAAAUUGUAUCUUGAGUAAUAACAGGUGGUUGUUGUAAACGAUGAACAAUUGGAAUGUAAUUCUAAAAAAAGAAAAAAAAAGAAAAAUAAAUAUCAAACAAUAUUAAAAUUAAUAAGAUUUUUUUAUUUUGUUGUGCUUACGAGAUGUUGUGGUGGUUUAAAAUAUGUUUUUGGUUCAACAUUACCAAUUGCUCCAAAAUGACUAAUUGAUCGUACGAAAUAUCUUUGACUUGAUGGAAGACAACAUUUACAAAAUAUAAUACACGUCGUGAAUCAAAACAGAGUAAUAAAGUACGUUUAUCAUAUACCGAUUGUCCAUCAUCAAUUAAUAAUACGAAAAAUGAUGAUUCAAUUAAUGGUAGUGGAUUAGUAACAAAAUCAAUACGAUUUAAAUUAUUUCCAAAUUCAGAUACUGUUGAACAAUUUAUAGCCAAUGAUAUGGUAACAAGUGUUGAAUUUAAUCAAUCAACAACAACAAAAUCACAAUUAAGAAAAACAAAUUCGGCCACACAACAAGUAACAAAUUCAAGACAAUCUUUAUUACGUUCACCAUCUGCUCGUUAUACUAUACCAAAAUUUCCUGUUCGUCAAAAAUCAUCAACAAUAUCACCACGUGUUAGUGUUGCAGAAUGGAAUAGUCGUGAUACAAGUCUAUUAUCACCACCAGAAAAAGAUAUAAUUAAUCAACGUUCAAAAUCAUUUAAUUCUAAUGGAAAUAUUUUAACAAUAAAACAAAUGAAUACUGAAUCAACAUUACGUGGUGCUCUAGGAGCUGUAUCACCUGAUAUGUAUAUGCAACGUAGUAGAGUAGGAUUUUUAGAUGAAGAUACACCUAUAUUUGAAGAAAAUUUAAAAAAAUUACGUUUAAGAAUACAGUACGAUGAUCAAGGAAAUGAUCUUAUUGUCAAUAUCAUUGAAGCACAAGGUCUUCCAACACUUGAAAAUAAAGAAUUUGCUAAUCCCUAUGUAAAACUUUAUCUUCGUCCACCUGUUGAUCAAAAAUUACGUCAAACAUCUAUUCAACGUCAAACAAUUAAUCCAUGUUGGAAUGAAUAUUUUAAAUUUUAUAUUGAUACAGCUGAUCAAUUAAAAUCUAAAACAUUAUUUUUAUAUAUUUAUAACUAUGAACAUAAUAGUAGAGCAGAAUUUAUUGGUGAAAUACAAAUUAAAUUAACACAAUCAAAAACAAAUGGAAAUGAUUUAUGGUGUCAAAUUACGAAACAAAAAUCAGUAAGUUAA
Didymodactylos carnosus is the source of this 1246-nucleotide messenger RNA. Lineage: Eukaryota; Metazoa; Rotifera; Eurotatoria; Philodinida; Philodinidae. The record is from the annotation of a GenBank genome assembly.